This is a messenger RNA of Notodromas monacha, 1226 nucleotides long. NCBI's taxonomy places the organism in Eukaryota, Metazoa, Arthropoda, Ostracoda, Podocopida, Cyprididae. The record is from the annotation of a GenBank genome assembly.
AGAUAAAUGAAGGACAAUUGUUGAAAAAAAAAUUUUGUGGUCCAUUGUAAUUGUGAGGCUCUCAUAAUCGCACGAUCUGCUUCAGAAAGGGCACGCUUAGGACAUUGAAUCUUCGACUCUAAAUGGCUCAGCCAAUGAGAGGCAAGGAACGUGAAGAGAAGAGCAGCAGGUUGUUCUUCGCAAGAUUUCAUCGUUCACCAUAGGACCUUUUGUCUGCUGUUGCCAUGCCGUUCUACGCUGAGGAGCCAAAAGCUGUCAAUGUUCAAUCAACAUCUUCGGGACGAUCGAACAACGGCUCUUCAUUACCGAUAAGGGUCUUCUCAGGUUUGGCGCUUGUGAGCCAAGUGACGGAAGUACAUGAUGAUGAUCCGAGGCAUAGCAGCAGUUGCCAUAAACGUGGAGUCGAGUCGGACUUCGUGUCAUCGUAUCCUUCUUCCAAGAAAUUGAAGACGGUUAAUAUAGUGGAUGAGCCGAAAAUUCCUCCGAGAAUUUUGCAACAGGCUCAGAAGGCGAAGAUUUCUGAUUUCAAAUUCGAUACUGAUGGAUAUGCAAUCUGUUACACGGAUGGAUCCUGCGUCACUAAUUUGAAAACUUCCGGAGUUGGAGUCUGGUUCGGGAAGGAUCACGUUGCGAAUAUUUCGGAACCCUUACCCGUUCCGGGCACGAGUAACCGUGCAGAACUGACGGCCAUUCUCUAUGCAAUCCACGCUGCGAAGGCAGCCGAUGAAACGCGUGUUUCGAAAUGGAUAUCAAGUGAUGAAAAUGGAGAUGCGGAUGAGCUGGCGAAAGCCGGUGCGGCUGAAUCGUUGAGGAUUUACGGAAGUGUGGCUGCGGAUGCCUCAACGAUCAUGAUGACCUCAUCGAAUGCUGAUGACGAAGCCUCGAUCAGGGUCAACGACUACAGUACAGUGCAGUGUAACCCUGUGGUGCUGCUUCAUGCCCACGGCCCAUCAUCGACCACGCAUUUCCCAUUGGAUGGAUCCCGCAAAGUCCAGCAUGAUUCGGAAGAAUGGUUGCUGCCACCUUUAAAAAAUUGUACGGAAGGGACAGCAGCACUAACGCAGCGGGCUUCGUUGGCCAGAUCCGUCUCCCACGGGCCGUGUGGUUGGGCAGCACUGCUGAAUAGCUUUCUUCGAGGCGGGAAAAACUGGGAGGAAGUCCGGGACUCGUUGAAGCAUGCGACAACCGAUAAACGUGAGAAUGAGAAAGCAAUGACGCGGCGCUGA